Messenger RNA from Racocetra persica, 563 nucleotides. The record is from the annotation of a GenBank genome assembly. NCBI's taxonomy places the organism in Eukaryota, Fungi, Glomeromycota, Glomeromycetes, Diversisporales, Gigasporaceae.
UUGAAACAAAUCCUCCAUCAGAUUGUCUUGAGGAUGAAGAAACGAAACAGAAAAAGUUAAAAGAAUAUGUUGAUGAAGCAGCAAAGAAGUCUUCAGAGCAUCUCGAGUUGCUUUUAUUAGAAGAAGAAAUGUUAAAAAAAAUCGAAAAACACUAUAAAUACAAUCAGUAUUACGCCAGAAAAAUCACGACUUAUUUAACCAAAAACUUACUUGCUUUUGCGGUUGAAAACAAAGAAACACUAGUAACCAAAGAAAAGGAAAAAUUGAGUGUUCUUAUUGAUUCGGUCCCUGAUUUUUCGCAACAAUUACUUUACCUUCUUAGUAAUUUCACAGAUAUUACUAUUGGCGUUCAGAAAAGGCAACAAGAAAGCUGGGAUUGUCAGCAAGAAGAAAAAGAACAAAUUCAUAAUUUUCUCGUUAUUAGACGUGGAAAAAAACCACGAAAAGGUAGCUCAGUGGCAGAGCGUCCGGCUGUUAACCGGUUGGUUGUAGCCGUGGCUCGCAAAUCAGUUCACCAAAAAAAGCCUCAACAAAAGCCGGGAAAGACUAAAAAUCCUCAAUAA